Ctenocephalides felis (cat flea) is the source of this 1615-nucleotide messenger RNA. RefSeq lists its product as uncharacterized. The coding region runs from base 242 to 1600 and encodes 452 amino acids. The record is from RefSeq and is a predicted model, not a curated record. Lineage: Eukaryota; Metazoa; Arthropoda; Insecta; Siphonaptera; Pulicidae. The transcript is spliced from 2 exons.
UUGGCAACACCGCCGGGAGAAGCUGUCCUGCUAUCCUUUGGCGUACACGAUAAGAUAAUAUUCAGUGUUUAUUUAUUUAUUUUAAAGGUUUUGAAGUUAAAAUGUGACUUGAUUUUAGUAAGUGAUUAAAUAUAAAGUUAUCAGGAACAAUAAUAGUGCAGUGAAGUUUUGAAAUAUAUUAUAGUACGUACAGGAAUGCUAAGUUAAUAAUUCGAUUGUAGUAGUCCUUUGUUGAUAUGUAAUGAAUACGAGGUUAAACGGACGUAGUAACAGAAAGACAAUGUCCACUAAAAAAUCAUCCAGACCAAACACUCCAAUCAAGGAGUCUGGAAAAGUGGAGAAAGUUUCCAAGAAGAAUCAAAGUGAUGAUAAGGUGAUUCUGCCAAAGCAUCUCGUUAUUGAGGAAGAAACAGUAGAAAAAGAAGAGAAUGCAGUUGUUACCAAGGAAGUUAUGAAUGGUGAUGGUCAAUCUCCAUCCAAAGACAGGAAGGAAGAGAAUGGUGAGAAAUUGGAGAAUGGUACAAACGGAGAUGCAAAACUGGAGGAAAGUAUCAAGCAUGACGGUACCAACGGUAAAGAGUCCAUUACCACCAAUGGAAAUCAAGAAAACGGUUCUGGAGAACCUGUUAAAACAAAUCAGGACGUUGUUGAAGAAUCAAAUGAUAAAACUGAAGGAUUCAUGGAAGAGCCAGUAUUAACUUUGAGUGAAGAUGAUGAAAAACUUUCAAUACACGAUUCGUUUGAAUCCGAAUGCUCUUUUGAUGGAAGUCCAACUGCUUCUUCACCAAGUAGUAACAGAAGUAUAACACGAAGAUCUCAAGUAGUGAAGAUGCCAACUCCAGAAACACCUAAAAUAACAAAAGAAUCUACAGAAAGUGUGCUGGCUAAAGCAACAACGUCCAAUGAAGAAGAUUGUAUUAUCGUUGAUGAAAGUGAUGAUACAAAUACAGAUACUGAAUCAUCUACAACACCUUUGGAUCAAAAAGUUAGCAGCACUGAAGUCGUGCAAGAUAUACAGCAUGUAAAUGCAAGUUUGAUUGCUAAUUAUUCAGGAAACACAACACUCGAUCUCACUAUUGAAGAAACAAGCAACACAAAUGCUAGCAACUUUUCUGAUUCCUUGAAUGCUACUACUGAAAGCCCAAGUUAUUCAAGGUCUCUAAGGAGUAUAUCUGGUCGAAAAUCCCUUAGACCUCUGCGUGAAGUUAGUUUCAGGAAUGCAAAGCGUUUGGCCGAUGCUUCUUUAUAUAAGAAAGAUGAUACACAAACCAGCAUGAACGUUACAGUGAACACAGAAUUAAACACAAGCAUUGGAUCAAGAGUGAAUAGAAGCUUGAAAAGGGAGAGGUCGAAAACUCCUAAUGAAGAAGAUGAUAGCAAAAGAAUUAAGACUGAUGCUUCCACUACCGACUUCAUCAGAAAUUUUAUACCGAGCCCUAUGGCAGCUUUAAAAAGAAGGUUUUAUUCAUCAAAAAUCAGUAGCAGUACACCCAAAAAGCAAUGUGAGAUUGAAAAUGAUCAAGAAGGUGAAAUCACUGAAAACCGUCUAGAAGUUUAUAGCGGGAAUGAGACCAAAAAGAAUUGGUGCGUGAUUAUGUAAUUUUAAAUAUUUUCU